Molecule: messenger RNA, 4336 nt
Organism: Medioppia subpectinata
Lineage: Eukaryota; Metazoa; Arthropoda; Arachnida; Sarcoptiformes; Oppiidae
Source: the annotation of a GenBank genome assembly
CACUUGGCUCUACUCGUUCGUAAUGGAUGAAAUACCGGACACCAAAUACGUUAAGUUCAUGUUUGAGAUCGAGUACUCGGCACACGAGUUGAUCCCGGGUUCGCUGGAGGCGCAGAUAGAACUGAUCACAUUUGGCGACCCGUGUCAGGUGCCCAAAAUUGAGUGCGAGGAAACUGGUCGUGGUAAAGGCAAUAAAUGCAUGAAUAAAGCCGUGUCGAGCGCACCCAAUGUGUGUCCGUGUUUGUACGGCUAUAGUGGCGACCGGUGCGAGAAAGUCGACUAUUGUAUGGUUAAAGCCAAUGCUGUAAAUAUGACACUUAAUCCAAACAUGACCUAUGCGGGUAAAUCUGGUCAACUAUUAUGCGAACAGAGUGUGGCGUCAAAGGCGUGCGAUAGCGAGGGCUCAACACAUUUGGUUGGAAGUCAAGCCGAUAAAGAUAAGGUGUACCGAUGUGUUUGUCAGGACAGUGUACCAAACCAUUUACUAAAUUGGGACAAGACUAACAAAGUGUGUACAGCAGCUCCAAUUAAAUUGGAUAGAGGUUGGACACAAGUUGGGGCCGAUUACUAUCCGAACGAUGCAAUCAAUGAAAUAAGCUAUGAAUUUAUUGACAUUAGUACCGAUAGAGUGGACAUAUGCUCUACAAUAGAUUACACUCUUGGCAGUCAUGUUGUGAAGUUCUGCGUGCGAGACUUUAUGUACAAACCAGCUAGCAACUUCUUUUUGACUAUAACAUCGGUGGCCGACAAAUACGACGCGAGUUCAUUAACAAAGUUCACGUGGAGUGUUGAGCCCGUAUUGAUUGGCACAAUGAAUAUGAAACUGAUCGCCGGUUUGAAGUCAAGCGAUCGGUGGAGGAAUGAGUACCUGUUUGGGGACAAUAAAUUGAUCUUAGAUGGAACAAAAUUUAAAAGCAAUACAAUCACAAUUCCGCCAAAAACUACAACCGAAAUACCGAUAUAUUUAAUGAGUGAUUGGAUUGAAUUCAAUCCUAAAAUCAACGAUCCGUUAAAACCGCGGAUAUCUAUCGACAAGAUAUUAGCGGCAAAUAUUAAUGCCGUUAGGAUUGAAACAGGAAUACUUUGGGACACACAAGACAUGUCUUCUCUGCAAUUAUCUCGCGUCGCGUUUGUGGCCGACAAAGACAUCGAACAAUCCCUACAAAUCACUCAAUACAAUAAAAUUCAAUAUUUCAAACUUGUCAUCAAAUUCACGUUAACCAACGCCGACACUACCCCUAAGACUGUUGACUUGGCCGUCACUGACGUAUCAAUUGGUGAUCCGUGCGAUAAAAAAGUCCGAAAUGUUUGCUCAAAUCAGGGCACUUGUGCGGCACCGGUUUUACCCGAUGUACGCAAAUACUCACCAGAAAACUACGUGUGUUCAUGCGAUAGCGCACAUUUUGGCAAAGAUUGUGAGCUGUUACGAUGCGUAGAUGUCGUGGCAAGACAAACGUGCGAUGCUUCACCGCGAUAUGCAAUAGAUAUAUUCAAUGAUGUGACCAAUUGUGAACAACAACAAACUGGGGCAUGGUCGAAUGAAUUCGAGCCCCAAUUAACACAUGAUGUUAAAUACAAAGAGGUAUUUCCUCUAUACGUGUCGGAGAUAUCGGGCGAUAAAUUGACGCAAACAUUCAACAACUACGACACCACUCGUGACUAUUGCUAUACUUUUAAAUACUUCGCAAACGCGGACUCAAAAGUAGUCGUUUCAUACAAAGACCAAACAUCGGGGUAUAUAUUUGGACGCUAUUCAGGCGAAGACUUCAACCAACAGUCUAUAUGUGUCUCACACUUAACACCUGUUAUUGAGAAAGACUUUACAAUUGUGUUCAAAACAGUGAUGACUAAACCGGUCAAUAGACUGGCUAUUAAUAUACCGAGCGGUCACACAACCGAUCCGAUUAGCGAAUAUCUUGCAUAUAUACCGUUAAUUAAUCCAACGCCCACAACACCCCCUACACCACAAGUUGACCCUGAUGCUACAUUUGAAAAAAUAUUUAAACAAUUUACUGGACCAAGCUCAAAUUGGAAUCAUAAAGGCAAUCUUGUAGCUUUUAAAGCAACACAACAGUCAGAUGUGGCCGUAUAUAUGAUCAGUCAAUGGAUCAAAAAGACAACCGAUUCGGUGGACGUAUGGAUUAAAUUAACGUCAAAAGACUUCACGGGAUUUGCCAUUCAAUUCGUGACGAUUGCCGACAACAAACAGGAAGCAUCGGCUGUGGACACUGCGGUCACUACAUUUGAUGGUAAACUAAAGAUUAAAGUACCGGCCGGUACAGCCUGGAAGUUUGGCAUUAAAGUCACUUACAAUACACUUGACAAAGAGUUGUUUACAAUCGAUCAGUUCUCACUUAACGACCCGUGCGCUGAACCCAAAACACAUUCCCUAAUUAAUUGCGCCACAAAAGAUGGAGGUGGAAGGUGCAGACGAUUUGUGAAGGAACAUCCAGAGUUACCAUAUUAUUGCGAAUGCGACCGCAGUAUGAAAGGCGACGAUUAUUGUGCGAAAGAACCUAAACGAGGCACAUGUAAAAUAGAUGCAUCAAAUGAUCGCUUUGAGUGCACGUGUCCUAAAAUCGAGCAAUUUUAUUGGGAUUCGCGCGACGACGUAAUGGAUUGCAAAAAUCUGCCCAAAUGUUUCACCAAAGGGUGUAAUAAAGUUAGCGAGAAUUGUGUGGAACCGGCCGAUGACAAACCGGCAGAAGACGCCACAUGUGUGGCCAAAGAGGGCUAUUAUAAAGACCCGGUGACGGGAGUGACCACUAAGAUUGACAUUUGCAAAGUGGCCGACAGAAAGAUUGCCAAAUUAGCUAACGAGAAGCCCUGUGACGACGAUCGGGCCAUGUGCGAACACGACUUUAUCAACCCCACUCAGUACACGUGCAGAUGUCCUCCUGGGUUUGAGACACAUGGAAGCGGACGAUCGGUCAGCUGUACAUCGCAGAAAUGCGCUUCACCAGCAUUUCACACGUGUCAGCACAAAUGCGAGAACGUGGACGACAAGGGCGCCGACCAUAACACGUACAUCAGGGGCUAUAAGUGUGGCUGUAAUACAAAGAUGUACUCACAAAGUGGCGACACCUGUACGCCCACAAUACCGUGUACUAAAUGUAACGGAAUUGCUAACUGUUUCUGCGAUGGAGUCAAAGAUGAUAGUCAUCAUUGCUUUGAUGGUUGGGAUUGGACUGCAGAUAACAAACAGUGCGAAAUACGCGAUGAGAAAGGUAGUUGGUGUUUGGCAGGCAGUGCGACCAAACUGGACAAACCGGACGCAACCGGACGCCGGUAUUGCCUGUGCGACGCGCCGUACGUUCAAAGCUCGGACAAGAGGUCGUGUGUAUUGCAGGGCGUGUGCGGACAGGGAGGCGCCGGACGGACGAGAUGCGACGGUAUACAAGCCCUGUGCAGAUUGACUGACCCAAAGAGUGUUACGGAUCAUCCGUUUGAGUGCGUGUGUCCGCCCGGCACUAUACAGGAAGCGAAAGGAAAGCUGUGUCAACCCGUAUGCAAAUUCCGUAACCGUGACCUCGCGUGCAAUCGCAUUAACGCCGAUUGCAAUCCUAACAAAGACGUCAUACUUGUGAAUGAAAAGCCUGAACACUACUGUGUGUGUCGGCCCGGACUCAUAAUGUCUGGAGGCAAAUGCAUGGCCACUGAAUAUACCAUGAAAUUCAGCAUUUCCAUUAAAAAUUACCUACCAUUUAAAGCGCUUGAAUAUACCUUACAGCCGGCGUACAGUCUAGCGCCGUACGAAAACGCUCCAAUGCAAGACUGGGCCGGCAUUUACAAAGACAUUGAAUCGACGAACGCAUUGAAUCGGGCGCUCUUUGACAAAAACUCCGCCGACAAACAGAAAGCCUACGAACGCGAUAUGAUUGAAGCAGAAGUGGUCAGACUGUUGGCCGGUGUGCCUCAGUUUGAAGUGGCAAAAGAUUCAAUACGGCUAACAAAGUGCACGUCUGGCGACUAUAUGUCGUGCGAUUUCACGGCUGUACUUAAGAAAGAUACCGAUAUAAAAACAAAUCCCAUAAAUCUUGGGAAAUAUUUGGAACAUUUAUGCCACCCGUUAACAGGUCUCAAGGAUCAAGUGGAUUGUUUCAUGACUGUGCCCAGGACAUCGUGUCAAACUGUUAACCCAAAUAACUGGAACGUGAUAGACAAGGAGAGGUCACACGGUUAUGUGAACUGGCCAUAUCAGGAUCACCAAGAUAGUCUGGCCGACAAAGCGAGUCAAUUCUUUUACCUUAAAGGAAAAGAAUCGUCACUUAAAUUCAAAAAAGAUUUUCUCGACAGACCGGACGUGAAAGCGAGCAAUCGAUUUAUUCUUUGUUUU